This is a messenger RNA of Crotalus tigris (Tiger rattlesnake), 25514 nucleotides long. It is a transcript of the gene NEB, whose product is annotated as nebulin. Lineage: Eukaryota; Metazoa; Chordata; Lepidosauria; Squamata; Viperidae. Gene Ontology annotation, molecular function: actin filament binding. Gene Ontology annotation, biological process: cardiac muscle thin filament assembly. The transcript has 180 exons. The record is from RefSeq and is a predicted model, not a curated record. Bases 200 to 25003 code for a protein of 8267 amino acids. Gene Ontology annotation, cellular component: Z disc.
UUCCUGAUGAUUUCAGAUUGUUUACAAAAAAGGACACGCUGAGCAGAAAUCGAAAUACACUUCUGUGCCUGACCCACUUGAUGUGGAGCUUGCCAAGAAAGUUACUCGACAGCUCAGUGAUCACAACUAUCACGAAGACUAUAAAAAGAAGAAGGGCAAAUGGAGCCAAACACCAUGCUAUGAUGUUGCAGUUGCCAAAAUGAACUCUGACAACUUGAGCACAAGAAAAUAUCAGGAAGACUGGGAAUCUAAGAAAGACCAAAUCUACUUCAUGCAGACAGAAACACCAGAGUAUGCAGUUAAUAAGCAUGCUGGAGUUGCUGCCAGUAAGGUGAAAUACAAGGAAGAUUAUGAAAAAGCCAAAGGUUCAGCAGAUUAUAAUGUACUUCCAGCAACUGAGAAUCCAAUGCUCAGGCAUCUAAAAGCUGUUGCAAAUAAUGUAAAUGAUAGAUUAUAUAAGGAAGCCUACGAGAAAGCCAAAGCGAAAAGUAUAAACUACUGUGAGACUCCAAAGUACAAAAUCGACAAUGUCCUGAAAGACUUUAGUGAUGUCAAAUACAAAGAGCCUUACAUAGCCAACGUCUUGGGCCGGUACAUAGGCACCCAUGAGGACCCCUAUCAGAUACAUUGCAUGAAGGUUGGCGCUAUGACGAGCGACAAAAACUACAAAGCCGACUACGAAGAGGAAAAGGCUAACUGCUACUUCCCCCAGACUUUGACUCCAGAAUAUGAAGUCCAGAAGAAGCUGGACAAGUGCAAAGACGUUGUCUAUAAGAAACCUCCAGAUCAGAUUAAGUUCACUCAGGCGGCGGAUUCCCCUGUUUUGGUACAAGCACAGAUUAAUACCAAACAGUUAAGCGAUAUGAAUUACAAAGCCAAACAUGAGGCAGAAAAAUCCAGAUGUUCCAUACCUCCAGAUACUCCAUUGCUUCUCCAAUCCAGAGUCAAUGCUUAUAAUAUCAGUGAUAACUGGUACAAGUAUGACUGGGAUCAAUCCAAAGCAAAGAAGUUUGAUAUCAAAGUGGAUGCCAUCCCAAUUCUGGCUGCCAAAGCGAAACAAAAAAUUGCGAGUGAUGUUGAGUACAAGAAGGGCUAUGAAAUGAGCAAAGGGAGGCUUGUUGGAGCCUUGAGCGUUAAGGAUGAUCCUAGGAUCAUGCACUCACUGAAAGUAGGCAAGCUGCAAAAUGAUAGAUUAUAUAAGGAAGCAUAUGAAAAAGCGAAAGGAGUAAGCAUUAACUAUUGUGAGACUCCACAGUACCAGGUCGACAACACUCUUAAGAACUUCAGUGGGCUGAAAUACAAAGAGCCUUACAUAACCAAUGUCUUGGGCCGGUACAUAGGCACCUUUGAGGACCCCUAUGAAGCCCAUUGCAGGAAAGUUGGAGCCAUGAAGAGCGAUAAAAACUAUAAAGCAGAUUAUGAAGACGAAAAGGCUAAAUGCUAUUUCCCUCAAACCAUAACUCAAGAAUAUGAAGCCAUAAAGAAGCUGGACGUGUGCAAAGAUUCUGCCUACAAAAAGCAUCCUGACCAGAUCAAGUUUACUUCAGUGCCGGAUUCUCUGGUUUUGCGACAAGCACAGAUUAAUACCAAGCAGCUGAGUGACAUGAAUUACAAAGCCAAACAUGAGGCUGAAAAGUUCAGAUGUUCCAUACCUGCAGAUGCUCCUUUGUUUCUUCAGUCCAGAGUCAAUGCUUACAACAUCAGUGAUAAUUGGUACAAGUAUGACUGGGAUCAAUCGAAAGCAAAGAAGUUUGAUAUCAAAAUGGAUGCUAUCCCGAUUCUGGCUGCUAAAGCAAAACAAAAAAUUGCGAGCGAUGUUGAGUACAAGAAAGACUACGAAAAGGGCAAGGGGAAGCUUAUUGGAGCCUUGAGCGUCCAGGAUGAUCCCAAGAUCUUACAUUCUCUGAAAGUGGGCAAACUGCAAAAUGACAGACUAUAUAAGGAACUGUACGAAAAAGCGAAAGGAGUAAGCAUUAACUAUUGUGAGACUCCACAGUACCAGGUCGACAACACUCUUAAGAACUUCAGUGGGGUGAAAUACAAAGAGCCUUACAUAGCCAAUGUCUUGGGCCGGUACAUAGGCACUUUUGAGGAUCCCUAUGAAGCCCAUUGCAUGAAAGUUGGAGCCAUGAAAAGCGACAAAAACUAUAAAGCAGACUAUGAAGACGAAAAGGCUAAAUGCUAUUUCCCUCAAACCAUAACUCAAGAAUAUGAAGCCAUGAAGAAGCUGGACUUGUGCAAAGAUUCUGCCUACAAAAAGCAUCCUGACCAGAUCAAGUUUACUUCAGUGCCGGAUUCUCUGGUUUUGCGACAAGCACAGAUUAAUACCAAGCAGCUGAGUGAUAUGAAUUACAAAGCUAAACAUGAGGCUGAAAAAUUCAAAUGUUCUAUACCUCCAGAUGCUCCUUUAUUUCUCCAGUCCAGGGUCAAUGCUUAUAAUAUCAGUGAUAAUUGGUACAAGUAUGAUUGGGAUCAAUCGAAAGCAAAGAAGUUUGAUAUCAAAAUGGAUGCUAUCCCGAUUCUGGCUGCUAAAGCAAAACAAAAAAUUGCGAGCGAUGUUGAGUACAAGAAAGGCUACGAAAAGGGCAAAGGGAGGCUUAUUGGAGCGUUGAGCGUCCAGGAUGAUCCCAAAAUGUUACAUUCUCUGAAAGUGGGCAAACUGCAAAAUGAUAGAUUAUAUAAGGAAGCAUAUGAAAAAGCAAAAGGAGUAAGCAUUAACUAUUGUGAGACUCCACAGUACCAGGUCGACAACACUCUUAAGAACUUCAGUGGGCUGAAAUACAAAGAGCCUUACAUAGCCAAUGUCUUGGGCCGGUACAUAGGCACCUUUGAGGACCCCUAUGAAGCCCAUUGCAGGAAAGUUGGAGCCAUGAAGAGCGACAAAAACUAUAAAGCAGACUAUGAAGACGAAAAAGCUAAAUGCUAUUUCCCUCAAACCAUAACUCAAGAAUAUGAAGCCAUAAAGAAGCUGGACGUGUGCAAAGAUCAUGCAUACAAGAAACAUCCUGACCAGAUCAAGUUUACCCCUGUGACAGACUCGCUGGUUAUGGUACAAGCACAGAUUAAUUCCAAGCAGCUGAGUGAUUUGAACUACAAAGCCAAACACGAAGCUGAGAAAAACAGAUGCUCUAUCCCUCCAGAUGCUCCCUUAUUCCUCCAGUCCAGAGUCAAUGCCUACAACAUCAGCGAUAAUUGGUAUAAGUAUGACUGGGAUCAAUCAAAAGCAAAGAAAUUUGACAUCAAGAUGGAUGCCAUUCCAAUUCUAGCUGCAAAAGCCAAGCAAAAAAUUGCAAGUGAUGUUGAAUACAAAAAGGGUUAUGAACAGAGCAAAGGCAAGUUAAUUGGAGCUCUGAGUAUUGAAGAUGAUCCCAAAAUGAUACAUUGCCAAAAAAUGGCCAAGCAACAGAGUGAUCUGCUCUAUAAAAAAGGUUAUGAAGCAUCAAAGACCAAAUACACAGCACCACUGGAUAUGAUUCCUGUUGUACAAGCAAAGAAAGCCCAGAUGAUCGUCAGUGACACAGAUUACAGGCAUCGCAUCCAUAAUUAUUCUUAUCCUCCGGAUAGUAUUAAUGUGGAGCUGGCCAAGAAGGCUAAUGCUAUACUAAGUGACAAUGAAUAUAAAGCUGAUUACAACAGUUGGAUGAAAGGAUGUGGCUGGAUACCUUAUGGAUCCCUGGAUGCAGAAACAGCAAAAAGAACUUCAGAGUACGUAAGCGAGAAAAAAUACCGUCAGCAUCCAGAUACUAUUAAAUUUACACAAAUUGAGGAUCAUCCUACUGUGGUUCAGGCUAAAAUCAAUCAAGCCCAGCGGAGUGAUGUUCUUUAUAAAGCCAAAAAUGAAGAAAGAAUUCACAGUUAUAACCUCCCAUCAGACGCGCCUCAAUUUAUCCAGGCAAAGGUUAAUUCCUACAAUAUCAGUGAUACUUAUUACAAACUUGGAUUGGAAGACCUGAAGUCAAGGGGCUAUGACUUGAGGAGUGAUGCCAUUCCCAUUAGAGCUGCUAAAUCUGCCAGGAAGGCUGCCAGUGAUUUUGAAUAUAAGAAAGCCUAUGAACAAAGCAAAGGCAAACUGAUUGGCUUCCAGAGCCUUCAAGAUGACCCCAAAUUAGUCCAUUAUAUGAACAUGGCCAAGAUGCAGUCAGAGCGAGACUAUAAGAAAGCUUAUGAGCAAAGCAAGACUAAAUACAACACUCCGUUUGAUAUGGUGAAUGUUGUAGCCGCUAAGAAAGCCCAAGAAAUUGUCAGCAAUACCAAUUACAAGAAUCUCCUGCACAAUUACACAUUAUUGCCAGAUGAUAUGAAUGUGGAACGAUCCAAAAACAUGAUGCAGAUUCAGAGUGAUAACCUUUACAAGGGAGAUUUUAACAACUGGAUGAAAGGUAUUGGCUGGAUUCCAAUCGGUUCCCUUGAAGCGGAGAAAGCUAAAAAAGCAGGAGAGGCUCUAAAUGAGAAGAAGUACAGACAGCACCCAGACACUAUUAAAUUUACAAGUAUUGUGGAUUCUCCCGUCAUGGUCCAGGCUAAGCAGAAUGCACUUCAGCUCAGUGAUAUAUUAUACAAAUCCUCCGGGGAAGAAAUGAAGCAUACAUAUAAUUUGCCUGCAGAUGCCCCUCAGUUUAUCCAGGCCAAAUAUAAUGCAGCUAAUAUCAGUGAUAAUUAUUAUAAAUAUGGCUAUCAGGACCUCAUUGCCAAAGGACCUAAUGUACUGGGUGAUGCUAUUCCAAUUACGCAAGCCAAGGCCUCAAGAAACAUUGCUAGUGAUUACAAAUACAAAGAAGCUUAUCAAAAGACUAAAGGAAAACAGGUCGGUUUCCGAAACUUGCAAGACGCUCCUAUGCUUGUCCAUUCUAUGAAUGUGGCCAAGAUGCAGUCUGAGCGUGAGUACAAGAAGGAUUAUGAGAAAAGCAAGACAUGCUAUCACACACCAGUGGAGAUGGUCAGUAUCCAAGCUGCCAAGCAGGCUCAGGAUGUAGCCUCCAAUGUCAACUACAAAAAUCUGAUCCAUCGCUAUACCUACUUGCCAGAUGCUAUGAAUGUGGAGCUGGCCAAGAACAGGAUGCAAAUUCAGAGUGAUAUUACUUACAAAGAUGACUACAACAACUGGUUAAGAGGUGUGGGAUGGAGUCCCUUGGGCUCCCUGGAUAUGGAAAAAGUUAAAAAAGCUGGAGAUGCAUUAUGUGAAUCUAAAUAUCGCCAGCACCCAGACAAACUCAAGUUUACAAGUUUGAUGGAUUCUAUACCGAUGGUUUUGGCUCAACAGAAUACCAAACAGCUGAGUGAUAUAAACUAUAAGGUAGAAGGUGAGAAAGUGAAACACAAGUACCAUUUGGAUCCAGAUGUACCUGCAUUUAUUCAAGCAAAAGUCAAUGCCUACAAUAUAAGUGAUAAUUUCUACAAAGCAGACUGGAAGAGGCGGCUGGCUGAAGGCUAUAACCUGAAAGCAGAUGCUAUUCCUAUUGUUGCUGCGAAAUCUUCACGCCAUAUUGCCAGUGAUUACAAAUACAAAGAAUCCUAUGAGAAAGGAAAAGGAAAGCAAAUUGGCUUUCUUAGCCUGCAAGAUGAUCCUAAAUUGGUCCAUUAUAUGAAAGUGGCAAAAUUACAAUCAGAACGGGAAUACAAGAAAGGCUAUGAAAGUGGCAAGACUAAUUAUAACUUACCUCUGGACCACUUCAGUAUAGUGGCCGCUAAGAAAGCCCAAGAAGUUGUGACUGACACAAACUACAAACAACCUCUGCAUCAUUACACUCUUCUUCCUGAUGCCAUGAGUAUGGAAUUGUCAAGAAACAGGAUGCAGAUUCAGAGUGAUAAUCUUUACAAAACUGACUUUAAUAGUUGGCUAAAGGGACUAGGCUGGGUGCCAAUUCAAUCUCUGGAGGUGGAAAAUGCAAAGAAUGCCAGUCAUAUUCUCAACGAACAGAAAUAUCGUCAGCACCCAGACAAACUGAAGUAUACCAUUGACAUGGAUGCCAUGGAACAGGUGUUGGCUAAACAAAAUGCCCACACCAUGAAUAAGAGGCUGUAUAUAGAAAAAUGGAACAAAGAUAAGACUGACAUUCACGUAAUGCCUGAUACACCAGAAAUACUUCUGUCCAAAGCCAACCAAAUCACCAUGAGUGAUAAAAUAUAUAGGUCUGGCUGGGAUGAGGAGAAGAAAAAAGGCUAUGAUCUACGACCAGAUGCUCUGUCCAUAAAAGCAGCUAAAGCUUCCAGGGAUAUUGCAAGUGAUUACAAAUACAAACUGGCCUUCGAGCAAUCAAAAGGAAAGCAGAUCGGCUUCCGUAGCUUAAAAGAUGACCCUAAGCUUGUGCACUAUAUGGAAGUUGCAAAGAUGCAGUCAGAGCGUGAAUAUAAAAAGGAUUAUGAGAAAUCAAAGACCCGGUUCCACAUUCCUGUCGACAUGUUCAGUUUUGUGGCAGCCAAGAAGGCACAGGAAGUGGCAACUGAUACCAAUUACCGGAAUAUUAUCCACUCUUACAGUGCUUUGCCCGAUUCUAUGAACCUUGAAUUGGCCAAAAAUAUGAUGCAGAUCCAGAGUAAUAAUCAAUACAAAGCAGACUAUGAUGAAUUCAUGAAAGGGAUUGGAUGGAUACCACUAGGAUCUCUAGAAGCUGAAAAGAAUAGGAAAGCCAUGGACAUUGUCAGUGAGAAGAAAUACAGACAACAUCCAGACAAAUUGAAAUAUUCUAUUCUAAUGGAUUCUAUGCCAAUGGUCCUAGCAACAAGUAAUGCGAAAAUUAUGGAUGAUCACCUUUACAAAAAGGACUGGGAAGCAGAAAAGACACAGAUUCAUAUUACGCCAGAUAUUCCUGAGAUUCUUUUGGCAAAAGUCAAUGCUUAUAACAUCAGUGAUAAAAUAUACAAACAUUCUUUGGAAGAAGCUAAGAAGAAAGGCUAUGAUCUCAGAAAUGAUGCAAUCUCUAUUAAAGCUGCUAAAGCUUCUCGGGAAAUCGCCAGUGAUUACAAAUAUAAGUUAGGUUAUGAACAGGACAAGGGUAAGCUCGUUGGCUUCCGCAGCCUCCAAGAUGACCCCAAGCUUGUCCAUUUCAUGCAAGUGGCCAAGAUGCAGUCAGAUCGUGAGUACAGGAAAGCCUAUGAAGGCAGCAAAACGAGAUACAACACGCCUGCCGAUACUGUCAGCAUUAUGGCUGCCAAAGAAGCACAAGCCAACAUCACCAAUACCAAUUACAAAAGGCUCAUCCAUAAAUAUAUCCUUCUGCCGGAUGCCCUGAAUGUAGAACUGGCCAGAAAUAUGAAUCGGGUUCAAAGUGAUCAUGAAUAUAAGCAAGAUUAUAAUGAAUGGUAUAAAGGUCUUGGUUGGAGCCCUGCUGGGUCAUUGGAUAUUGAGAAGUCCAAGAAAGCCACUGAAAUUGCAAGUGACACCAAGUAUCGCCAGCACCCAAGUGCUUUCCCAUUUAAGAAGCUGACUGAUUCAAUGGAUAUGGAACUUGCAAAGCACAAUGCUGAUGUUAUGAAUAAGCGUGCAUACAUAAAUGCAUGGGAGAAAGACAAGACUACGAUUCAUGUCAUGCCGGAUACACCAGAUAUUAUGCUGGCUAAAGCAAAUAAGUUCAAUUACAGCCAGAAAUUGUACAAACUUGGAUGGGAGGAAAUGUUGAAGAAGGGUUAUGAUCUCACUACUGAAGCCAUAUCAGUGAAAGCAGCUAAAGCAUCCAGAGACAUUGCUAGUGAUUACAAGUAUAAAGAUGGCUAUCGCAAGCAACUUGGCCAUCAUAUUGGAGCACGUAGUAUAGAAGAUGAUCCUAAACUUGUGCAUUCCAUGAACGUUGCCAAGAUGCAGAGUGAGAGGGAAUACAAGAAAGUGUUUGAGCAGCUGAAGACCAAGUACAGCACUCCUGUGGAUAUGCUGUCAGUCUUGGGGGCAAAGAAUUGCCAGAAGCUGGUCAGCGAUAUCGAUUACCGUAAUUAUUUGCACCAGUGGACAUGCCUCCCGGAUCAAAAUGAUGUCAUCCAUGCCAAGAAGACCUAUGAACUACAGAGUGAUAUUGCGUAUAAAUCUGAUCUCGAAUGGAUUAAGGGCAUUGGAUGGAACCCCUUUGGCUCUCUAGAGUCGGAAAAGAACAAGAAAGCUUCUGAGAUUCUGAGUGAAAGAACUUAUCGUCAGCAUCCAGACACAAUUAAAUUCACAAGCAUUCCUGAUUCGAUGGAAGUUGUUCUGGCAAAAGAAAACUCAAAGCAUAGAAGUGAUAGACUUUAUCGAGAAACUUGGGACAAAGAUAAGACUCAGAUUCAUAUCAUGCCUGACACUCCUGAAAUUGUGUUGUCCAGAAUCAACUUAGUUAACUUGAGUGAUAAACUCUACAAAUUAGGAUUGGAAGAACUGAAAAGGAAAGGUUAUGAUCUUCCACCUGAUGCCAUACCGAUCAAGGCAGCAAAAGCUUCUAGAGAAAUUGCCAGUGAAUACAAAUACAAAGAGGCAUACCGUAAGCAGCUUGGUCACCAUGUGGGAGCUCGCAGCAUAGAGGAUGACCCUAAACUUGUGCAUUCCAUGAAUGUUGCCAAGAUGCAGAGUGAGAGGGAAUACAAGAAAGUGUUUGAGCAGCUGAAGACCAAGUACAGCAGUCCUGUGGAUAUGCUGUCCGUCUUAGGUGCAAAGAAUUGCCAGAAACUGGUCAGCGAUAUUGAUUACCGUAAUUAUUUGCACCAGUGGACAUGUCUCCCAGAUCAAAAUGAUGUCAUCCAUGCCAAGAAAACAUAUGAUCUUCAAAGUGAUAUUAACUAUAAAUCAGACCUUGAGUGGCUCAGGGGUAUUGGCUGGUCUCCUAGUGGUUCUCUGGAAGCAGAGAAGAAUAAGAGAGCUUCUGAAAUCUUGAGUGACCAUGGAUAUAGGCAACACCCUGACACUUUCCAUUUUACCAGCCCUAUCGAUUCCUUACCUAUGGCUUUGGCAAAACAUAACUCUGAAAUUAUGAAUCAGCGUAUGUAUGUUGAUGCUUGGAACAAAGAUAAAUCCAGUAUCCAUAUUAUGCCUGAUACUCCUGAAAUUCUACUGUCACAACAGAACAAAAUCAACUUCAGUGAUAAACUGUACAAGCUGUCAUUGGAAGAGGCCAGGAAGAAGGGCUAUGAUCUUCGGAUAGAUGCAAUUCCUAUCAAGGCUGCUAAAGCAUCCAGAGACAUUGCAAGUGAGUAUAAGUACAAAGAAGGUUAUCGCAAGCAACUCGGCCAUCAUAUUGGAGCUCGGAGUAUAGAGGAUGACCCUAAACUUGUGCAUUCCAUGAACGUUGGCAAGAUGCAGAGUGAGAGGGAAUACAAGAAAGUGUUUGAGCAGCUGAAGACCAAGUACAGCAGUCCUGUGGAUAUGCUGUCAGUCUUGGGGGCAAAAAAUUGCCAGAAGCUGGUCAGCGAUAUCGAUUACCGUAAUUAUUUGCACCAGUGGACAUGCCUCCCGGAUCAAAAUGAUGUCAUCCAUGCCAGGAAGGCCUAUGAACUGCAGAGUGAUAAUUACUACAAGUCUGAUCUUCAGUGGUUGAAAGGUAUUGGGUGGGUCCCUAUUGGUUCCUUGGAUACUGAAAAAGCCAAGAAAGCUGGAGAGAUCCUAAGCGAAAAGUUGUAUCGCCAGCCUCCAGACAAAUUCAAGUUUACAAGUGUGACAGAUUCUCUAGAAAUACUUUUGGCCAAGCAUAAUGCAGAAAAUAUGAAUAAGCGUUUGUAUACCGAAGCUUGGGAUAAAGACAAGACACAAAUUCACAUAAUGCCUGAUACCCCUGAAAUCACUUUAGCAAGACAGAACAAGAUCAACUACAGUGAGAGUUUAUAUAAACUUUCCUUGGAAGAGGCAAAGAAGAAGGGGUACGAUUUACGAAUUGAUGCAAUUCCAAUUCAGUCUGCCAAGGCAUCCAGAAUUAUUGCUAGUGAUUACAAAUACAAAGAAGGCUAUCGCAAGCAACUGGGCCACCACAUUGGAGCUCGUAGCAUAGAAGACGAUCCUAAAAUGCUGCAUUCUAUAAAUGUGGCCAAGAUGCAAAGUGAGAGGGAAUAUAAGAAAGUCUUUGAGAAACUGAAGACCAAAUAUAGCAGUCCUGUGGAUAUGCUGUCGAUCUUGGGGGCCAAGAAUUGCCAGAAACUGGUCAGCGAUAUUGAUUAUCGCAAUUAUUUGCACCAGUGGACCUGUCUACCAGAUCAGAAUGAUGUCAUCCACGCUAGGAAAGCUUAUGAUUUGCAGAGUGAUAAUUUCUACAAAGCAGACCUUGAGUGGAUAAAAGGCAUUGGCUGGGUCCCUAUUGGUUCACUGGCUGUUGAGCAUGCUAAGAAAGCAGGAGAAAUCCUGAGUGAAAAGACGUACCGCCAGCCUCCAGAGAGUUUCAAAUUCACCAGUGUGACAGAUUCUCUAGAAAUGGAAUUGGCCAAGCAUAAUGCGGAAACCAUGAACAAGCGGCUAUAUACUGAAGCUUGGAAUACUGAUAAACAGACAAUCCAUGUCAUGCCUGAUACGCCGGAAAUUGUCCUAGCAAAGUUCAACAAAUUAAACUAUAGCCAGAAAUUAUACCGACUGGCCAUGGAGGAAGCAAAGAAAGAUGGUUAUGAUCUGCGUCUUGAUGCCAUCCCAAUUCAAGCUGCCAAGGCUUCAAGAGCUAUUGCCAGUGAUUACAAAUACAAAGAAGGCUAUCGCAAGCAACUUGGCCACCACAUUGGAGCUCGUAGUGUAGAAGACGAUCCUAAAAUUAUGCAUUCUAUAAAUGUAGCCAAGAUGCAGAGUGAGAGAGAAUAUAAGAAAGUCUUUGAGAAACUAAAGACCAAAUAUAGCAGUCCUGUGGAUAUGCUGUCGAUCUUGGGGGCCAAGAAUUGCCAGAAACUGGUCAGCGAUAUUGAUUACCGUAAUUAUUUACACCAGUGGACCUGUCUACCAGAUCAAAAUGAUGUCAUCCAUGCUAGAAAAGCUUAUGAUCUGCAGAGUGAUAAUUGCUACAAAGCAGACCUUGAGUGGAUAAAAGGCAUUGGCUGGGUCCCUAUUGGUUCACUGGCUGUUGAGCAUGCUAAGAAAGCAGGAGAAAUCCUGAGUGAAAAGACGUAUCGCCAGCCUCCAGAGAGUUUCAAAUUCACCAGUGUGACAGAUUCUCUAGAAAUGGAAUUGGCCAGGCAAAAUGCUGAAACCAUGAACAAGAGGCUGUAUACUGAAGCUUGGGAUACUGAUAAAUGCACAAUCCAUGUCAUGCCUGAUACGCCAGAAAUUGUCCUAGCAAAGUUCAACAAAUUAAACUAUAGCCAGAAAUUGUACCGACUGGCCAUGGAGGAAGCAAAGAAAGAUGGCUAUGACCUGCGUCUUGAUGCCAUCCCAAUUCAAGCUGCCAAGGCUUCAAGAGCUAUUGCCAGUGACUACAAAUACAAAGAAGGCUAUCGCAAGCAACUUGGCCAUCACAUUGGAGCUCGUAGCGUAGAAGACGAUCCUAAAAUUAUGCAUUCUAUAAAUGUGGCCAAGAUGCAAAGUGAGAGAGAAUAUAAGAAAGUCUUUGAGAAACUGAAGACCAAAUAUAACAGCCCUGUGGAUAUGCUGUCAAUCUUAGGGGCCAAGAAUUGCCAGAAACUGGUCAGCGAUAUUGAUUACCGUAAUUAUUUGCACCAGUGGACAUGCCUCCCAGAUCAAAAUGAUGUCAUCCAAGCUAGGAAAGCUUAUGAUCUGCAGAGUGAUGCUCUUUACAAGUCUGAUCUAGAAUGGUUGAAAGGCAUUGGCUGGGUGCCUCUUGGUUCGCUGAAUGUUGAACAUGUCAAGAGAGCUGGAGAAAUCCUAAGUGAAAACAAAUAUCGGCAACCACCUAGUCAAAUGAAAUUUACCUGUAUCACAGAUGCUUGGGAUGUAGAAUUAGCAAAGCAUAAUGCUGAGAUGAUGAACAAGCGACUAUACACUGAAGCAUGGGAUGCUGAUAAGAUCAAAAUCAAUGUCAUGCCAGAUACCCCAGAAAUUCUGCUCGCCAAGGCAAAUUCUGCAAAUAUCAGCCAUAAACUUUAUGUCCAAGGAUGGGAAGAUACUAAGAAGAAAGGUUAUGAUCUGAGAACUGACGCUAUUCCAAUUAAAGCGGCAAAAGCUUCGAGGGAUAUUGCUAGUGAUUAUAAAUACAAAGAAGCACAUGAAAAGCAAAAAGGGCAUUAUAUUGGGGUUCAAAGAUUGAAAGAUGAUCCCAAGUUGGUGUGGUUUGCCCAUGCAGGCCAGAUUCGGAGUGAUCUGGAGUACAAGAAGAACUUUGAAAAAUGUAAAGCAAACAUUCAUUGUCCUGUUGACAUGCUAUCAAUCUUAGAUGCUAAGAAUUGUCAGAAGUUGGUUAGUAAUGUGGACUAUCGCAAACACUUGCAUGAAUGGAUUUGCCUACCAGACCAGAAUGAUGUCAUUCAAGCAAAGAAAGCGUAUGACCUCCAGAGUGAUAAUGUGUAUAAGUCAGAUUUGGAAUGGCUGCGUGGAAUUGGCUGGAUACCAGAAGGCUCUGUGGAAGUCCAACGCGUGAAGAAUGCCCAGGAUCUGUUGAAUGAAAGAAUGUACCGGCAGCGGCCAGAUUCUCUGAAAUUCACAGCUAUUGUUGAUUCCCCGGAAGUUGUCCUAGCUAAGGCCAAUGCUCUGAUGCAGAGUGGGGCUUUAUAUCGUGAAGUUUGGGAUAAAGAAAAAACACAGUACACCCUUCCAAUUGACAUUCCUGAGAUCGUUCUGUCCAAAGCAAAUUCUGUGAACUACAGUAAAAAACAUUAUCAACUUGGAUUGGAGGAGAUGAAGAAGAAAGGCUAUGACUUAAGAUUGGAUGCCAUUGAGAUCCAGCAAGCCAAGGCUUCUAGGAAUAUUGCUAGUGAGUACAAGUACAAAGAAGGUUACCGUAAGCAAGUGGGACACCACGUUGGAUUCCGGGACAUCUAUGAUGAUCCCAAGCUAGUGCUGGCAAUUCGUGUAGCCAAACUGCAGAGUGAGAGGGAGUACAAGAAAUAUUUUGAGAAGUUUAAAACCAAGUUCAAUAGCCCAGUGGACAUGCUGUCCAUCUUGUUGGCUAAGAAAUGUCAGAAACUGGUUAGUGACAUUGAUUAUCGCCGCUACCUCCAUGAAUGGAUAUGUCUGCCUGAUCAAAAUGAUGUCAUCCAAGCCAAGAAAGCCUAUGAGUUGCAGAGUGAUAAUCUUUACAAGUCAGAUCUGGAAUGGCUCCGUGGGAUUGGAUGGAUGCCGGAAGGCUCUGUGGAUGUGGUCAGAGUGAAAAAGGCUCAAGAUCUUGUGAAUGACAGGUUGUACAAACAACGCCCAGAUGCACUGAAAUUUACCAGUAUACCUGACCCACCGCCAGUCAUCUUGGCUAAGAUCAAUGCUCAGCAGAUCAGUGAGCGCCUGUAUCGUGAAACGUGGGAUAAUGAGAAGGCACAGAUUAAUAUUCCUCUUGAUACCCCUGAAAUACUGCUCUCCAAGAUGAAUGCUGUGAAUGUUAGCCAUAAACAUUAUACUGGAGCCUGGGAUGAAGCCAAGGCAAAAGGUUAUGACUUUAAAGUGGAUGCUCUUUCAUUCAAGCAUGCAAAAUCUUCCAGAGAAAUUGCCAGUGAGUAUAAAUACAAACAAACUUAUGAGAGACAGAAAGGUCAUUACAUUGGAACCCCAUCAGUCAAGGAGGAUCCUAAGCUUUCAUGGGCUGCUCGAGUAAUGAAGAUGCAAAAUGACCGUCUCUAUAAGCAAGCAUACCACAAUUCAAAAGCCAAGAUCACCAUCCCUUAUGAAAUGGUGGCUAUCCAAGCAGCCAAGCAAGGGCAGGCUAUAGCCAGCGACGUUGAUUACCAUCGUUAUCUGCAUGAGUGGUCUUGUCUGCCAGAUCAGAACGAUGUGAUCCAAGCAAAGAAAGCGUAUGAACUUCAGAGCGAUAAUUUGUAUAAAUCUGAUCUGGAAUGGCUCCGUGGGAUAGGAUGGAUGCCGGAAGGCUCCGUGGAUGUGGUCAGAGUGAAAAGGGCUCAAGAUCUCAUAAAUGAGAGGUUGUACAAACUACGCCCAGAUGCACUGAAAUUUACCAGUAUACCUGACCCGCCCCCGGUUGUCCUGGCCAAGGUCAAUGCACAACAGAUCAGUGAGCAUCUGUAUCGUGAGGCAUGGGAUAAAGAGAAGGCCCAGAUUAAUAUUCCUCUCGAUACCCCUGAAAUACUGCUUUCCAAGAUGAAUGCUGUGAAUGCUAGCCAUAAACAUUAUACUGGAGCCUGGGAUGAGGCCAAAGCAAAAGGCUAUGACUUUAAAGUUGACGCUCUUUCAUUCAAGCAUGCGAAAUCUUCCAGAGAAAUUGCCAGUGAGUAUAAAUACAAACAAACUUAUGAGAGUCAAAAAGGUCAUUACAUUGGAACCCCAUCAGUCAAGGAGGAUCCUAAACUUUCAUGGGCUGCUCGAGUAAUGAAGAUGCAAAAUGACCGUCUCUAUAAACAAGCAUACCACAGUUCAAAAGCCAGGAUCACCAUCCCCUACGAAAUGGUGGCUAUCCAGGCAGCCAAGCAAGGGCAGGCUAUAGCCAGCGACAUUGAUUACCAUCAUUAUCUGCACCAGUGGUCUUGUCUGCCAGAUCAGAACGAUGUGAUCCAAGCAAAGAAAGCGUAUGAACUUCAGAGCGAUAAUUUGUAUAAAUCUGAUCUGGAAUGGCUCCGUGGGAUAGGAUGGAUGCCGGAAGGCUCCGUGGAUGUGGUCAGAGUGAAAAGGGCUCAAGAUCUCGUAAAUGAGAGGCUGUACAAACUACGCCCAGAUGCACUGAAAUUUACCAGUAUACCUGACCCGCCCCCGGUUGUCCUGGCCAAGGUCAAUGCACAACAGAUCAGUGAGAACCUGUAUCGUGAGGCAUGGGAUAAAGAGAAGGCCCAGAUUAAUAUUCCUCUCGAUACCCCUGAAAUACUGCUGUCCAAGAUGAAUGCUGUGAAUGCUAGCCAUAAACAUUAUACUGGAGCCUGGGAUGAGGCCAAAGCAAAAGGCUAUGACUUUAAAGUUGACGCUCUUUCAUUCAAGCAUGCAAAAUCUUCCAGAGAAAUUGCUAGUGAGUAUAAAUACAAACAAACUUAUGAGAGUCAAAAAGGUCAUUACAUUGGAACUCCGUCAGUCAAGGAGGAUCCUAAACUUUCAUGGGCUGCUCGAGUAAUGAAGAUGCAAAAUGACCGUCUCUAUAAACAAGCAUACCACAGUUCAAAAGCCAAGAUCACCAUUCCCUACGAAAUGGUGGCUAUCCAGGCAGCCAAGCAAGGGCAGGCUAUAGCAAGUGACAUUGAUUACCAUCAUUAUCUGCACCAGUGGUCUUGUCUACCUGAUCAGAACGAUGUAAUCCAAGCAAAGAAAGCGUAUGAACUUCAGAGUGAUAAUUUAUAUAAAUCUGAUCUGGAAUGGCUCCGUGGGAUAGGAUGGAUGCCGGAAGGCUCCGUGGAUGUGGUCAGAGUGAAAAGGGCUCAAGAUCUCAUAAAUGAGAGGCUGUACAAACUACGCCCAGAUGCACUGAAAUUUACCAGUAUACCUGACCCGCCCCCAGUUGUCCUGGCCAAGGUCAAUGCACAACAGAUCAGUGAGAACCUGUAUCGUGAAGCGUGGGAUAAAGAGAAGGCCCAGAUUAAUAUUCCUCUUGGUACCCCAUCAAUGCUGCUGUCCAAGAUGAAUGCUGUGAAUGUUAGCAAUAAACAUUAUACUGGAGCCUGGGAUGAGGCCAAAGCAAAAGGCUAUGACUUUAAAGUGGAUGCUCUUUCAUUCAAGCAUGCAAAAUCUUCCAGAGAAAUUGCCAGUGAGUAUAAAUACAAACAAACUUAUGAGAGACAGAAAGGUCAUUACAUUGGAACCCCGUCAGUCAAGGAGGAUCCUAAGCUUUCAUGGGCUGCUCGAGUAAUGAAGAUGCAAAAUGACCGUCUCUAUAAACAAGCAUACCACAGUUCAAAAGCCAAGAUCACCAUCCCCUACGAAAUGGUGGCUAUCCAGGCAGCCAAGCAAGGACAGGCUAUAGCCAGCGACAUUGAUUACCAUCGCUAUCUGCACCAGUGGUCUUGUCUGCCAGAUCAGAACGAUGUGAUCCAAGCAAAGAAAGCGUAUGAACUUCAGAGCGAUGCUGUGUAUAAGUCAGAUCUAGAAUGGCUCCGUGGGAUUGGAUGGAUACCAAGUGGGUCUCCAAUAGUGAAUAGAGUUAAAUUUGCCCAGGAAAUCCUGAGUGACAAUGUAUACCGCACUCCUGCUGACCGUCUGAAGUUCACCAACAUUGUUGAUACACCGGACAUUCUCCUUGCUAAAACCAACGCGGAGCAAAUCAGUAUUCCUAAAUACCGAGAAGUUUGGGAUAAAGAUAAAGUUAUGAUCCAUGUGAUGCCUGACACCCCUGAAAUAAUGCUUUCCAAGGCCAAUGCCAUCAACGUAAGCAAUAAACUCUACAGGGACUCUUGGGAUGAUGUAAAGAAAUACAUUGAUUACAGGUCAGAUGCAAUUCCAAUCAAAAGAGCCAAAGCCUCAAGAGAAAUUGCCAGUGAUUACAAGUACAAAGAAGGUUACCGUAAGCAAGUGGGACACCACAUUGGAUUCCGGAACAUCUAUGAUGAUCCCAAGCUAGUGCUGGCAAUUCGUGUAGCCAAAUUGCAGAGUGAGAGGGAAUACAAGAAACAUUUUGAGAAGUUUAAAACCAAGUUUAAUAGCCCAGUGGACAUGUUGUCCAUCUUGUUGGCCAAGAAAUGUCAGAAACUGGUUAGUGACAUUGAUUAUCGCCGCUACCUCCAUGAAUGGAUAUGUCUGCCUGAUCAAAAUGAUGUCAUCCAAGCCAAGAAAGCCUAUGAGUUACAGAGUGAUGCUAUUUAUAAAUCUGACCUGGAAUGGCUACGAGGAAUUGGCUGGAUGCCAAGUGAUUCUGUCUCUGUCAACCAUGUCAAACAUGCUCAGGCCCUUAUUAAUGAGAGGUUAUAUCGUACCAAAGCUCAUAGCCUGCCAUUUACUCCGGUGGAUGACAGGGUUGAUUAUAUCACAGCCAAACAAGGUGGAGAAAUACUAAGCGAUAUUAAAUAUCACCAGGAAUGGAAUGACAUCAAGGCCAUUUAUACACUAACAGAUACACCUCGGUUGCAAGCAGUUAAAAAAGCAGCUAGGAUUCUGAAUGAGCAUCUAUACAAGGACAGCUGGGAGAAGCAUAAAGCUACUGGCUACAGUUUACCUCCUGACAGCGUGCCACUUCGUCAUGCCAAGCAUUCUGAUAACGUCCAAAGUGAGCUGAAAUAUAAGGCUGAUUACGUCAAGCAAAGAGGCCACUAUGUUGGAGUCAAUAAUAUGAGAGAGGAUCCAAAACUAGUGUGGUUUGAGCAUGCUGGCAAGAUUCAGAAUGACAGAUUAUACAAAGAAUCCUAUCACAAAACAAAAUCCCACGUUCACAUACCUCCAGAUAUACGCUCGGUCAUUGCAGCCAAAGACUGCCAGCACCUUGUCAGUGAAAUUCCGUAUCGUAAUUACCUACAUGAAUGGACGUGUCACCCUGACCAAAAUGACUGCAUCCAGGCAAAGAAAGCCUAUGACCUUCAAAGUGAUAACCUUUAUAAAUCUGAUCUUGAAUGGCUCCGUGGCUGUGGUUGGAUUCCGUUAGAUUCGGUGGAUCAUCGGAGAGUAAAGAAUGCUCAAGAAUUAAUAAACAAGAGAAUCUACACAAAGGAAGCCAUUGAUAAUUUUGACCAUUUCACAUCCGUUGAAGAUACUCCCGAUGUGGUUUUGGCAAAGGCAAACUCGAUCAUGCAGAGUGAUGUGAAAUACAAAGAAACCUUUAACCUUCAGAAAGGCCAAUACAUUGGUUCUGAUGACACACCAGCCUUGAGUCAUUCUAGACAGAUGAUAAAACUGUAUAGCGAUUAUGUGUACAAGGAUGCCUGGGAAUCAAAGAAGGCUUAUGGUUACACUUUGCCUCCAGACUACAUCCCAAUUGUUGGUGCCAAACAUGCUGAUUAUAUUAACAGCCUGCUCAAAUAUAAAGCAUUGUACGAGAAGCUAAAGGGCCAUUAUCUGGCGGGGAAACAUAUACAAGACUUCCCAAGUGUGCUCCAUUCUCUUGCUUUCCAAAAAAUACGGAGUGCGUUGGCUUACAGGAAGAAUUAUGAAGACACCAAGGCACACAUUCAUAUUCCAAGUGACAUGAUCAACCAUGUGCUGGCUAAGAAAUGUCAGUAUAUCCUCAGUGACCUUGAGUACCGAACCCACCUGCACCAGUGGAACUGCUCCCCUGAAGAGAAUGAUGUGGUGCUAGCUAGAAAGGCUCAGGAGAUUCUGAGCGAUGUGAUAUACAAAGAUGAUUUGACAUGGCUAAAGGGAAUUGGAUGUUACGUGUGGGACACUCCUCAAAUCCUGCAUGCCAAGAAGUCGUAUGACCUUCAGAGCCAACUGAUAUACACAAAACAAGGGAAGGACAAUCUACCAAACUAUGGUGUGGUUAUGGACACUCCAGUUUAUGUAACUGCCGUUCAGAGUGGUAUCAAUGCUAGUGAGCUGAAAUAUAAAGAACAAUACCAUAAAACCAAGGACAAAUAUACCACAGUAUUGAAAACAGCAGAUCACGAUAGGAUCCAGAACCUCAAGCACCUCUUCAGUAAUAAUGUAUACAAGAAAAUGUGGGAGAAAAUCAAGUCCCUCACUUACAAAUUGCCUCCCGAUGCUGUGCCUUUUGUUCGUGCUAGGCAGCUGAAAUAUAAUGCUAGUAUUGUGAAAUAUCGGGAAGAGUAUGAUAAAUUUAAAGCACUCUACACCAUUCCUAGAGGUGUUCAGGAUGAUCCCAACACUGCAAGAUGCCUAAGAGUUGGCAAGCUGAACAUUGAUCGUUUAUACAGAGAUGUCUAUGAAAAGAACAAGGCUAAAAUCCAUAUCGUGCCAGACAUGGUGGGCAUAGUGACAGCUAAGAAAACACAGAAGAAAAUCAGUGAAAUUGAUUAUCGUGUCCAUCUCCAUCAGUGGGCCAGUAUUCCAGAUCCUCAUGCCAAUAUUCUUGCUCGAAAAGUCAAUAAUCAACUUAGUGAUUUUGUAUACAAAGAUGAUCUCAACUGGCUCAAAGGAAUUGGCUGUUUUGUUUGGGACACUCCUGAAAUUCUCCAUGCUAAACAUGCCUAUGAUCUUCGCAAUCUCCAUAAAUACAAGGCAGAGGCAGAGAAAAUGAAGAGCAAAUAUUCUGUAGUCACACACACACCUCUCUACGUUCAAAAUGUGCUCAGUGGCAAGAAUCUGAGUGAAGCUGUUUACCGCCAUAACUAUGUGCAUCAUAUCAAAGGGAAAUAUACGCCAACAGAUAAGACAGUGGAUCUGGAGCGGGCAAAUCGGGCUUACAAGAUACAGAGUGAACCUCUCUACCGGAAUGCUGGCUUGCGUGCCCUUCCCACUGGAUACAAACUUCCACCAGAUACCCCUGGUUUCAAGCAUGCUAAACAUGCCCACUAUAUUGGCAGUGAUAUAAAAUAUAAAGAAAUUUAUGAACAUGUCAAGGGCACUGGUUACAAUUUUGGACCCAAAGCUGUUCCCUUUGUACAAACAAGGAAAGUCAAUAAAAUCCUUAAUGAGAGAAUGUAUCGGGAGGUGUAUCACAAAAAUAAAGAUAAGAUUCAUACUACACCUGAUACGCCACACAAUCGCCAAGUGAAAAUAAACCAAGAAGCUUUCAGUGAUCUUAUUUACAAGACUGAUUUCUUCAAGAUGCAAGGACACUUGAUUUCCUUACCAUUUACCCCACAAACUAUACACAACCGUUAUGUUGGAGAAAUUACAAGUGAUAUUAAAUACAAAAGUGAUCUACAAUGGCUCAAAGGUCUGGGCUGCUUCCUGUAUGAUACUCCGGAUAUGGUCCGUUCACGGCAUUUACGCAAGCUCUGGUCUCAUUAUGUCUACACUGAUGCUGCAAAGAAAAUGCAAGACAAAUACUCUGUGGUUCUGGAUACCCCAGUUUAUAGAAAAAACCAGGAACUAAAGACCCACCUUAGUGAGAUUGUAUACAGAGCUGCAGGUAAAGAGCAAAAGUCUAAAUACACAUCAAUCCUUGAUACACCAGAUUUCAACAGGGCCAAAAGGGGACAAAAACUGCAGAGCCAGUACUUGUAUGUUGAACUCGCCACCAAGGAAAGACCACAUCACCAUGCUGGAGACCAGACGCCUGCCUUAAAACUUGCCAAGCAUGUGAAGGACUUUGCCAGUGAGAAAAAAUACAGAGCACUCUACGAUAAACUAAAGGAUAAAUACGUAACAGUCCCGGAUACACCAAUUCUCAUCAGAGCUAAGAAGUCUUAUCUGAAUGCCAGUGAUCUGCGCUACAAAGAAACAUUUGAGCGAGCAAAGGGUAAAUACCACACUGUAAAGGAUGCCUUAGAUAUUGUUUAUCACCGCAAGGUCACUGAUGAUAUUAGCAAAGUGAAAUAUAAAGAAAAGUAUAUGAGUGAACUAGGAUUUUGGAGAUCUAUCCCAGACCUGCCAGAACACUACCACCAUCGUGCUGUCACCGAUGCAAUUAGUACUGUUAAAUAUAAGGAAGAUUUAACAUGGCUCAAAGGCAUUGGCUGCUAUGCAUGGGAUACUCCUGAUCUUGUCCUCGCCGAAAAGAAUAAGGCUCUGUAUAGUCCAUAUCAGUACAAGGAAACAUUUGAAAGGACAAAAUCCAAGUUCAAGUAUGUUGCUGACUCUCCAAUUAACAGACAUUUUAAAUAUGCUACUCGGUUGAUGGAUGCGAAAUUAUACAAAUCUGAGUAUGAGAAGAAGAAGGAUAAGUAUUCCUUGGUGGUGGAUGAUCCUAAAACCUUGCUGGCCAAAUGGGGAGGAGAGUUAAGCAGUCAGUACAAGUACAAAAGGCUGUAUGAAAAGCAGAAGGAUAAAUUUACCAGUGUUGUGGAUACUCCAGAACAUCUGAGGACUACCAAAGUCAACAAGCUAAUCAGUGAUAUUCUUUAUAAACUGGAAUACCAGAAAGCCAAACCAAAGGGAUAUACCAGCAUUCAUGAUACUCCCAUGAUUCUCCAUGUACGGAAGGUCAUGGACAGAAUAAGUGAACUGAAAUACAAAGAACUCUAUGAACAGAAUAAAGCUCACUGCAAUGUGGUACCAGAUUCAGUUCACAUUAAAGCUGCUAAGCAGGCUUACAAAGUGAACAGCAAUCUGGAUUACAAGAAGAAAUAUGAAGCCACCAAAGCUCACUGGCAUUGGACCAUGGACAGACCUGACUUUAUCCAAGCUGCUAAGACAUCCUUGCAACAGAGUGAUUAUGAAUACAAGCUUGACAGAGAAUAUCUCAAAGGAUGCAAGUUGUCUGUAACAGAUGACAAAAACACAGUGUUGGCAUUGCAGAAUGCGAUCUUGGCAAGUGAUUUAAAAUAUAAAGAGAAGCACAACAAGGAACGAGGAAGCAUCCAUCCUGUUCCAGACACUCCCCAGAUCCUUCUUGCCAAGAUGGUUAGCUCUCUCGUGUCUGAGAACAAAUACAAAGAGCAUGUGAAGAAACACCUCCCCCAUGGUUCUUUCACAAAAUUGCCAGAAACGCUGGAUACUAUUCGUGUUAAAAAAGUCACCAGUAAUGUUAGUGAGACAAACUAUAAAAAGAGAUUUCAAAAAGAAAAAGGCAAGUCAGAUUAUUCAAUCAUGGUGGAACCUCCUGAUGUGAAGCACGCCAUGGAUGUGGCAAAGAAACAGAGUACUAUCGAAUAUAAAAAAGAUGCCAAAUCACAGCUCCAUUAUACCACUGUGGCCGAUCGACCAGAUAUUAUGAAGGCCACACAAGUCUCCCAUUUAGUCAGCGAUAUUGAAUACAAAGCCAAACAAGAUGCUGGAGUAGGAGUCACCAUGCUUGGACGUCCAGACAUUGAACUUGCCAAAGAAGUGUCCAAAUUGACCAGCCAGGUGAAAUACAUUACAGGAUACUUGAGGGGCCAUGGGGCAGCAUCGUAUGAUACACCCAUGAUGAGGCAUUUUAAAAAAGCUAACACCCUAAGUAGUCAUAUCAAGUACAAAGAAAGAUUCGAUAAAGAAAAGGGAAAGAAACCUCAGUACGAUUUGAAGGAGAGCAAGAUCUACAAGACCUUGAAAGAUGCUCACCACAUUGCAAGUGAGAUUAAAUAUAAGGCAGAUCUGAAGAAACUUCACAAGCCAGUGACUGAUAUGUCUGAAUCUCUUGCGAUGAAUCAUGUUUUGAACACCAGCCACCUUGCCAGCACUUACCAGUACAAGAAGCAGUACGAGAGGAAUAAAGGUCACUACCACGUGGUUCCAGAUAACCUUGAACAGCUCCAUCUAAAGGAGGCUUCAGAACUUCAGAGCAUAGUGAAAUACAAAGAAAAAUAUGAAAAGGAAAGAGGAAAACCCAUGCUGGACUUUGAAACACCUACAUAUAUCACUGCUAAGGAAUCCCAACAGAUGCAGAGUGAGAAAGAAUAUAAGAAAGAUUAUGAAGAGUCCAUUAAAGGCCGGAAUCUUACUGGUUUGGAGGUUACACCAUCUUUACUGCAUGUCAGAUAUGCCACCAAAAUAGCAAGCGAGAAAGAAUACAGGCGAGAUUUAGAAGAAGGUGUAAAAGGCAAAGGUCUAACAAUUCUAGAGGAGACACCAGAUUUACUUAGAGCAAAGAAUGCAACCUAUAUCUUGAAUGAGAAAGAAUAUAAGAGAGCCCUGGAGAUGGAAAUCAAAGGAAGGGGAUUAACAGACCAUGCACUGGAGACCCCUGAUUAUAUGAGGGCAAAGAAUGCCACAGAUAUUGCUAGUGAGCUUAAAUAUAAGCACUCUGCAGAAAUGGAAAAAGCCAAUUAUACCACCGUUGUUGACACUCCAGAAAUCAUCCAUGCACAUCAUGUGAAGAACUUUUCCAGUAAGAAAAAGUAUAAGGAGGAUGCGGAGAAAACCAUGCCGUACUAUGUGUCUGUGCUAGAGACUCCAGAAAUACAGCGGGUCCGAGAAAAUCAGAAGAAUUUUAGCAUGCUUCAGUAUCAACAUGAUCUGCAGGACAGCAAAGGAAAGGUCACAGUUGUAAAUGAAACACCAGAAAUUUUACGAGUUAAAGAAAACCAGAAAAAUUUCAGCGUGGUUUUAUACAAAGAUACCGUUGGAACAGGAACAGCAAUUGAAAAAACACCAGAGAUACAGAGAAUUAGAAAAACCACAGAUGCCAUUAGCACGAUUAAGUAUAAGGAACACAUUGGAAAAGGAACUCCCAUUUCUGACCUUCCUGAAGUGAAAAGGGUCAAGGAGGCGCAGAAACACAUCAGCUCGGUAAUGUACAAAGAGAAUGCAGGGCAAGGAACUGCAAUAUCAAGUACUCCAGAAAUAGAGAGAGUCAGACGCAAUCAAGAACACAUUAGCUCGGUGUCUUACAAAGAACAGGUGGGCACAGGAAUGGCAACACCUGUUACGCCAGAGAUGGAGCGGGUCAAACGUAACCAGGAGAACAUUAGCUCGGUAUUUUACAAAGAGAAUUUAGGGUCUGGAACUCCAACAAGUAUUACCCCAGAGUUGGAGAGAGUCAGACGCAAUCAAGAAAUCUUUAGCUCGGUCCUAUACAAAGAAAACCUAGGGACAGGCACCCCAACUCCUGUCACUCCUGAGAUGGAGAGAGUCAAACACAACCAAGAAAUCAUUAGCUCGGUGUUGUACAAAGAGAAUGUAGGGAAAGCAACUCCAACUUCUGUCACUCCAGAAAUGGAGAGAGUCAAACGCAAUCAAGAACACAUUAGCUCGGUUUUAUACAAAGAGGACAUAGGGAAAGGAACUCCUGUACCCAUCACUCCAGAGAUGGAAAGAGUUAAAUGCAAUCAAGAAUACAUUAGCUCGGUUGCAUACAAAGAAGAUGUAGGGAAAGGAACCCCUACACCUGUCACUCCAGAGAUGGAGAGAGUUAAACGCAAUCAAGAACACAUUAGCUCGGUCUUAUACAAAGAGGGACUGGGGAAAGGUACCCCUAUACCUGUCACUCCUGAGAUAGAGAGAAUCAAACGCAAUCAAGAACACAUUAGCUCGGUUUUAUACAAAGAGGGCAUAGGGAAAGGAAUUCCUAUUCCUGUCACUCCAGAGACGGAGAGAGUCAAACGCAAUCAAGAACAUAUUAGCUCGGUUUUGUACAAAGAGGGUUUGGGGAAAGGUACCCCGAUACCUAUCACUCCUGAGAUGGAGAGAGCGAAACGCAAUCAAGAGUUCAUUAGCUCGGUUUUGUACAAAGAAAGCCUGGGAAAAGGAACCCCAACUUCUAUGACUCCAGAGAUGGAGAGGGCCAAACGCAAUCAAGAAAAUAUUAGCUCGAUCCUCUAUUCGGAUAGCUUCCGGAAGCAAGUACAAGGUAAAGCACCCUUUGUCCUGGAUACCCCUGAAAUGAGGCGUGUUCGGGAGUCACAACGGCACAUUUCCACAGUGAAAUACCAUGAAGACUUUGAAAAGACCAAAGGUAGCUUCACACCUGUAGUCACGGAUCCCAUAACAGAACGUGUAAAGAAGAAUAUGCAGGACUUCAGUGACAUUAACUAUAGGGGGAUUCAGAGACGAGUCGUAGAAAUGGAGCAAAAACGAAUAGAUCAGGAUCAAGAAAUGAAUAACUUAACAGGCCUUCGUGUAUGGAGAACCAAUCCUGGAUCGGUCUUUGACUAUGACCCAGCGGAAGAUAACAUUCAGUCGAGAAGCUUACAUUUGCUGGCAGUUCAAGCCCAGCGACGUAGCCGAGAGCAUUCACGUUCUGCCAGUGCUCUUAGUCUCAGUGGCGGGGAUGAAAAAUCUGAGCAUUCAGAGGCUGCUGAUCAGCAUUUGUCAUAUUACAGCAAUGGAGGCUUUCUCCCCACAACUACAACAGUGGGUUAUAAACAUGCCAAAACUGUAGAGCUCCCACAACAAAGAUCAUCUUCUGUUGGAACGCAACAGACUACAGUAUCUUCCAUCCCCUCUCAUCCGUCUACUGCAGGGAAGACUUACCGUGCUGUGUAUGACUACACAGCAGCAGAUGCUGAUGAAGUCUCUUUCAAAGAUGGUGAUGCAAUUGUCAACGUCCAAGCCGUAGAUGAAGGAUGGAUGUAUGGAACUGUGCAAAGAACAGGCAAAACAGGCAUGCUUCCAGCCAACUACGUAGAAGCAGUUUAAAUGGAGGAGACCAUAUUGACAUGGACAAUAGGAAGGCCCUUUAUGCCACAUCAGUUCAGUACAGUUCAUAACAGUUGCCAAAGAGCCUUAUUAUUUUCUUUCUCUUGAUACAUGUGAAGAAUUAUCUGGCAUCUAAAACUUUCAGGAAACAUUAUCCAUCCUCGUUUGACUAGGUAUUUAAAUGAGAGUUUUGGAUACCUGAAAUUCUGUAUGCCAUCACUCUGGCUGAAUUUGCACGAUUCAGUCUAUUUUCAUGAAACAUUGAAUUGUAUUGGUUUACGUGGUUUUUCUUCUCAAGAGAUGCAGUGAUCUCACAUGAUAGUCUAAACACAGCUGAAUGUAUCCAUGUCUGUUUCUAGUAUACAACACCUUAAACUAGUCAAAGUGGAAAGCCUCUCUUCUGCUCUACUUAGAGAAUGUUGGUGCAUGCAUUUUAAUCUGCGUGUUCUUGGGUCACAGUGCUGUAAUUCCCUCUCAAAUGAAUGACUAAUAAAUGUCAUGUUUCUGCAAA